AGGAAGCGGCAUCAGGUGCAAGAGGUCAGGCCGAAGGCUGGCACACAUUCCCCUCUCCCUUUCUGCUUUCCUCCUCCUCUGCAGUGAAAAGGAAACCAGAGAACGAUGCCCUCCUAGAACACACUCCAAGGAUCCCCACCGAGAUGUAUAUAGCCUCGUGGUACCAAUCCAUUGGUUGCGACAGGAAUUCCGCCGGCGGAUAAUCAGUUAGCAUCGUCCCUGUCCUGCUCUGCUCUGCUGGUCUAGCUAGCUAGCCCGGUCCAUGCAAAUGCCGUUCUGCCCCAAGCUGUGGGAUCGGAGCCCGGUCCCGCCGGCCAACGCCAUCGCCGUCAAUGGCACGGUGGUCGUCGCCAACACCUUCGGCCUCUCCGCGCCCGGCAAGUCCACCACCCUGCGCCUCUUCAGCGGCACCCAAAUCGACCACGAGACGGGGAAGGGGAUGCUGAGCCCGGAGGCCCCGCUGAGGGGCGGCAAGAAGAGCAAGCACGGGAAGACGAGCACGACGACGUACCAUGUGACGUUCGUGGUGGACGCCGACUUCGGCACGCCGGGGGCCGUGUCCGUCCGGAACGGGAACCGCGCCGACCGCUUCUUCCUCCGCCACGUGCGGCUGGAGCUCGCCGAGGACCGGAGCAUCCACUUCGAGUGCAACUCCUGGGUGUACCCAUACAAGAAGACCGCCUCCGACCGCCUCUUCUUCGUCAACACGAGCUACCUGCCUUCCAAGACGCCGGAGGCGCUGGUGCUGCUGCGGGACGAGGAGCUGAGGAGCCUGCGAGGGGACGGCAAGGGAGAGCGCAAGGACUGGGAGCGCAUCUACGACUACGACCGCUACAACGACCUCGGCAACCCCGACAACCCGGAGCACGUCCGCCCGGUCGUCGGCGGCACCAGGACGCACCCCUACCCGCGCCGCUGCCGGACAGGCCGUGCCAUCAGCAACACCGACGGCGUGACGGAGACGCGCAAGCACGUGAUCAACCUGGACUUCUACAUCCCGCCGGACGAGCGGUUCAGCCCGGGGAAGCUGGCGGAGGUGCUGAAGCUGGGGGUGCAGGCGGUGACGCACUUCGUGAUCCCGGAGGCGAGGACGCUGGUCCACGGCAACGACUUCAAGUCCAUGGAGCAGCUGAGGAAGGACCUGUACAGCAGGCCCGUGCAGCCGGCGGUGGACGGCGAGGUCAUGGAGAAGCUCAAGUCCUCCGUGCCGUCCCACAAGACCUACAAGCAGGUGGCCAAGGCCGUCAAGGAGGAGCACCCCGCCAGGUUCCCCAUCCCGCAAGUCAUCCAGCAGGAUCCUGAGGCGUGGAGGAGCGACGAGGAGUUCGCAAGGGAAAUGCUCGCCGGGCUCAACCCUGUCGCCAUCAAGAGAUUACAAACGUUUCCGCCGGUGAGCAGUGGCGGGAAGAAGAGCUCGAUAACCGCCGAGCACAUCAAGAGCCAGCUUGGAGAUGUCACCAUUGAAAUGGCAAUGCAUCAGAAGAGGCUGUACAUCCUGGACCACCAUGACUACCUGAUGCCGUACCUGAGGCGCAUAAACACGCUGGGCGUGUGCAUCUACGCGUCGCGCACGCUGCUGUUCCUCAAGGCCGACGGGACCCUCAAGCCGGUCGUCAUCGAGCUGAGCCUGCCCAGCGACGGCGAGGGCGACACCGAGCUGAGCCGGGUCUUCCUCCCCGCGACCCACGGCACCGAGGGCCACCUGUGGCAGCUCGCCAAGGCCCACGUCUCCGUCAACGACUCGGGGUACCAUCAGCUCAUCAGCCACUGGCUGUUCACGCACGCGGCGGUGGAGCCGUUCAUCAUCGCGACCAGGAGGCAGCUGAGCGCCAUGCACCCCAUCCACAAGCUCCUGGAGCCGCACUUCAAGGACACCAUGCAGAUCAACACGCUGGCCAGGAGCAUACUGCUCAACGCCGGCGGCAUCCUGGAGCGGACCAUGUACCCGGGGAAGUACGCCGUGGAGAUGUCCUCCGCCAUCUACGGCGACUGGAGGUUCACCGAGCAGUCCCUGCCAAACGACCUCCUCAAGCGGGGGGUGGCCUCCAGCUCCGAUGAGCCCGGCGGCCUGACCCUGCACAUCGAGGACUACCCGUACGCCGUCGACGGGCUCGAGGUGUGGCACGCCAUCGACGGGUGGGUGCGCAGCUACUGCGCCCACUUCUACCACAGCGACAAGGAGGUGGACGGCGACGCGGAGCUGCAGGCGUGGUGGCACGACGUGCGCACCGUCGGCCACGGCGACCGGCAGGGCGACCAGGCGUGCUGGCUGGCGCUGGACACCGUCGACCACCUCGCCCAGACGCUGUCGACGCUCGUCUGGAUCGCCUCCGCGCUGCACGCGGCCGUCAACUUCGGGCAGUACGCCUACGCGGGGUUCCCCCCGAACCGGCCCACGCGGUGCCGCCGGUUCGUGCCGCUGCCGGGGUCGCCGGAGAUGACGCAGCUGGAGGCCGACCCGGAGAAGUUCUUCCUGGAGAUGGUGCCCGACAGGUUCACCGCCACGCUGGGGCUGGCGCUCAUCGAGGUGCUGUCCAACCACACCUCCGACGAGGUCUACCUCGGGCAGCGCGCCACGUCCACGUGGACGGACGACGGCCAGCUGCUGCGCCUGCUGGACGGGUUCCGGGAGGACCUCCGGCGGGUGGAGAGGCGGGUGGAGGAGAGGAACAAGGACCCGCGGCUCAAGAACCGGAGGGGGCCGGUCAAGGUGCCGUACACGCUCUUGUUCCCGGACGUGGCCGGCCAGGAGAAGGGGCUCACGGGGAAAGGGAUACCCAACAGCGUCUCCAUAUGAUCGAUCCACGUCUAUAUGACUAUGUAAAUUUAUCUUCAUUUGGGUUUUGGGUGUUCUUUUAUAGUUUGGGGUGAUGCGGAUUUCUUUGUUGGUUUGAGUUUUAGUGUUUGUUGUGUAAAAUGGUGAUCGGCUUGAGAUUCAAAAAAUUGAAAUGGAGCUUGCUGUUUGGAAACAGACCUCACAAGGGUCAUUUCCCUUGUCAAAGAUAAAACUGUUGGACCCC
Messenger RNA from Triticum urartu, 3020 nucleotides. Its product is annotated as linoleate 9S-lipoxygenase 6. Gene Ontology annotation, biological process: lipid oxidation. The record is from RefSeq and is a predicted model, not a curated record. Gene Ontology annotation, molecular function: metal ion binding; oxidoreductase activity, acting on single donors with incorporation of molecular oxygen, incorporation of two atoms of oxygen; protein binding. NCBI's taxonomy places the organism in Eukaryota, Viridiplantae, Streptophyta, Magnoliopsida, Poales, Poaceae.